This is a messenger RNA of Astyanax mexicanus (Mexican tetra), 4393 nucleotides long. RefSeq names its product signal transducer and activator of transcription 5b (gene stat5b). The record is from RefSeq and is a predicted model, not a curated record. Gene Ontology annotation, molecular function: RNA polymerase II cis-regulatory region sequence-specific DNA binding; DNA-binding transcription factor activity, RNA polymerase II-specific. Gene Ontology annotation, biological process: cytokine-mediated signaling pathway; regulation of cell population proliferation; growth hormone receptor signaling pathway via JAK-STAT. Lineage: Eukaryota; Metazoa; Chordata; Actinopteri; Characiformes; Acestrorhamphidae. The transcript is spliced from 19 exons. Bases 165 to 2525 code for a protein of 786 amino acids.
GGAGGGAAUCGCUGGUCCCGCUCUGGUCCCUCCUACAGAAACAACAGCAGUCCGGAAAAGUAAAACUCCUAACGUCGCUCUGAUGGCAGCAGAUUUGUUGCCUUUCUGAAAGUCUGAUCUUAAUGUAUGGGCUGACGGCGUGUCCGCGGUAAAGAGAAGUGGAGAUGGCAUUAUGGAUCCAGGCUCAGCAGUUAAAGGGGGAUGCACUGCACCAGAUGCAGGCACUCUAUGGCCAGCAUUUUCCCAUAGAGGUGCGACACUACCUGGCGCAGUGGAUCGAGUCUCAGCCAUGGGAUGCGAUAGAUGUGGAGAAACAGCAGGAGGAGUUUAAAGCCAAGCGCUUGCUGGACACUCUGAUUCAGGAACUGCAAAGGAAAGCUGAACAUCAGAUGGGGGAAGACGGGUUCUUGCUAAAAAUUAAACUGGGCCAUUACGCAUCACAGUUAAAGAGUGCAUAUGACCCUUGUCCCAUGGAACUUGUGCGCUGUAUCAAACACAUCCUCUACACAGAGCAGAGACUAGUACAGGAAGCAUCAAAUGCAAGCAGUCCGGGGGUGGGACUGACGGACGGCACGCCACAGAAAUACCAGCAAAUCAAUCAAGCGUUCGAGGAACUGAGGGUGAUGACACAGGACACAGAGAAUGACCUGAGAAAGCUGCAGCACAGCCAGGAAUAUUUUAUCAUUCAGUACCAGGAGAGUCUGAGAAUACAGGCUCAGUUGAGUAGUUUGACGAGUUUGCCACCGGCAGAGCGAGUGCAGAGGGAGACGAGCUUGCAGAGUCGAAAAGCUACUCUAGAGGCGUGGCUAACCCGAGAGGCAAACACCCUGCAGAAAUACAGACAGGACCUAGCAGAGAAACAGCAGAGGACGCUGGCGUUGUUGAGGAAGCAGCAGACAGUGAUAGUGGAUGAUGAGCUGAUUCAGUGGAAGAGGCGGCAGCAGCUUGCUGGAAACGGAGGACCUCCUGAAGGAUCUCUGGACAUUCUUCAGUCCUGGUGUGAGAAGUUGGCAGAUAUGAUCUGGCAGAACCGGCAGCAAAUUCGGAGGGUUGAGCACCUAACACAGCAGCUGCCCAUUCCAGGCCCUACAGAAGACCUGCUUAAAGAACUAAACGCCACAGUCACAGACAUCAUAUCCGCUCUAGUCACCAGUACCUUCAUAAUAGAGAAGCAGCCUCCGCAGGUGUUGAAGACGCAGACGAAGUUUGCAACGACGGUGCGUCUGCUGGUAGGAGGGAAACUAAACGUCCAUAUGAACCCUCCUCAGGUCAAAGCUACUAUCAUAAACGAGCAGCAGGCCAAAGCCCUGCUGAAGAACGAGAACACCAGGAAUGACAGUAGUGGAGAGAUCCUGAACAAUAACUGUGUGAUGGAGUACCACCAAACCACAGGCACCCUCAGCGCACACUUUAGAAACAUGUCUUUAAAGCGUAUCAAGCGCUCGGACAGGCGUGGUGCCGAGUCAGUGACUGAGGAGAAGUUUACGGUUCUGUUUGAGUCUCAGUUCAGCGUGGGAGGAAAUGAGUUAAUGUUUCAUGUCAAGACAUUAUCUCUGCCUGUUGUGGUUAUCGUUCAUGGAAGUCAGGACAACAAUGCCACAGCAACAGUGCUGUGGGACAAUGCUUUUUCAGAGCCGGGUCGAGUUCCCUUCGCUGUUCCUGAUAAGGUGACGUGGCCGCAGCUGUGUGAAGCUCUGAAUAUGAAAUAUAAAUCGGAGGUGCAGAGUGAUCGUGGGCUUUCAGAAGAAAAUCUAGUUUUCCUUGCCCAGAAAGCGUUCAGCAGCUCCAGCAACAACCCUGAAGAUUACCGGAACAUGACCAUGACCUGGUCCCAGUUCAACCGGGAAAGUUUACCAGGUAGAAAUUUUACCUUCUGGCAGUGGUUUGAUGGGGUCAUAGAGCUUAUGAAGAAACAUCUCAAGUCUCACUGGAAUGAUGGGGCGAUACUGGGUUUCCUCAAUAAGCAGCAGGCGCAGGAUAUGCUGUUAUCCAAACCUAACGGCACGUUCCUGCUGCGCUUCAGUGACUCGGAGAUCGGAGGCAUCACCAUCGCAUGGGUGGCAGAAAACCCCAACAAAGCAGGAGAGCGAAUGGUGUGGAAUCUGAUGCCCUUCACCACAAAAGACUUCUCCAUCCGCUCUCUGGCUGACCGCAUCAGUGACCUGAACCACCUGCUGUUCCUUUACCCCAACCAACCUAAAGAUGAAGUUUUCUCUCGCUACUGCACCCCACCCAACUCGAAAGCUGUAGGCGAUGGCUAUGUCAAACCAGAGAUCAAGCAGGUGGUGAAAGUGGAGUUUUCAUCAAAUUCUGAUCAGUCCGCUGGAAACUCCAGCUUCAUGGACCAUGCUGCUUCGCCAACUGUCAGUCAACAAAACAGCUUUCCAAUCUACCCUACAAUCAGUGACCCUAUGUUGGACCCUGAGGGAGAGUUUGAUCUGGAGGAAACGAUGGACAUGGCCCGGCAGGUGGAGGAGUUCCUGCGACAGCCGUCCGAACCUCAGUGGAGCGGGCAGCAGUCGUGACCAUUAACCUGGAAGUCUCACAAACCUCUCAACCCAACUACAGAAGCACCCCAAGGGAUUCCAUUCCGUCUUUUGUUCAGUGUUUUAACAAAUGUGAACGUUUUAGGAUCGCUUGUUAACGUUUUUUAAUGACUCUGCAAUGUGAUCGUAACUGUCUCUGCUUUUUUUUUUGUUUUGUUUUGUUUUUGUUUGUUUUGCAUGACAAUUAUGUGCGUCGUUACUAGCCAACGGACCAGCUUUGAAGGUAGGCGAAUAACAAUCGUGUUGUUUUCUAACCUUGAAAACCUCAAAAAUUGAGAAUUAUAACUCUUUUAAGCAGCACUUAAAAGAAAAGAAAUGCUGUACUGUGUUUCUGACCUAAACUCUAUAGUAUCAGUACCUUACAAUGCAAAUGUUGUGUUUACUUAUUAAAGGUUUUUAGGUAAUACAUGCAGAAUGUACUUGACCUCAAGUAUAUAAAUUCUUAUAUAAAUACUUCAGCAUCAAAAUAGUAUUUCUAAGUAAUAUUUCCAAAAAAAAUCAUUGUUUGCCAUUGUUUGCCAUAUGGCUUUGCUGUAACUUUUGGAAGUAAAGAUAAAACAUCCUUUAACUUUGUAGUAGUGUACAUUCUUACAGUGCAUCUAAAGGUAUUUGCUGUAGUUGAAAUCUAUCACCAUGGACCUCCUAAUGUGUGGAACAGAUGUUUGCUACCAUAUUUUUCGGAAUUAUAAGGUGCAUUUUACCAAAAAGUGACCGUGCGUCUUAUAAUCCAGUGCACCUUAUGUAUGAAUUCUACAAGUCAGGUAUUAAGGAGCAGUAAUACAGCGUUAUAAGGGUGAGUUUUUUUUCUUCAAUGAAGUUUCUCCAGCACUAAGGCUGGGUGCAGCAGCAUUAGCCAGUAACUGCAGCGCUAGCUCUUUAAGCAGUUCAGAGUUGAGUUUAUCUGACCGUAGUCUGUGCAAUUACUAUUAAUUGAAACAAGCUACAUGGGACAAACUGCUAGCUAAUAGUGCCCUGGGUUACUGGACCACUCAGGGUUCUUCAGUCUCCUGCUAUCGGGCACCAUUACCUAGGGCUAAAUGCAGCUGGCUAGUGCUCACCUUUGGACAAAAUACUGGAAAUCUAUGCUUACUGUAAAUAAACGGAAGUGCUUUACUCACCCAACUAAACAGUUUUCAGAAGAGCAAUCUGUGUAGAUUAACAUCCAGCGCUCAUUUGACUUUGAAAGAAAGUCUUUUUUUUUAAGAAUUACAGUUUUGUUUACUUCGUCGCCCCCAGUGUUAAGACCUGCUGAAUUAGAAGGGAAACAUGGCGACACUCUUGUUCACUUUAAAGUAUUCAUUCUUACUAGUGUUGCUUAAUGCGCCUUAAAUCUGGUACACCUUAAAUUAUGAAAGUAGACCAGAAAAUAGACGCACACCGAUGGUGUGCCUUAUAAUCCGAAAUAUAUGGUUAAUUUUAAAAAUACGAAAAAUAAAUAAUAUUAACAUACAUUCUUAAAAGAUUUAAUACAAACUUUAGCAAUCAACGCCACACAUAUUGUGCAUCAAAUGAACUGAAAUAAAAACUGAAUAUUUCAGAUUGAAAUCUCUUCACAUGGUAAUGGGUACAGUAGAGCUUCGGUUUGAAACACUGUGUACUCUGCACCGCUGCUUUAAAAAGAGAAUGUUGGCCAUUUGUUCACUUUUCUUUAAGCAACAAAAGUCUGUUGUGUCUAACAGUUGAUGCCAUUAGGUUUUGUUGCAUUUACUUAUCUGAAAAACAGGUCAUGUGCUCCACACUAUGCAGCACUUUAGUAUCUCCUAACUGCUGUUGGAGAUUUCACUCAAACUAUGAGAAUCUGACCAUUCAUGAGAUUUCAAUGAAAAGGGAGCUUUUUUUUUCCCCCC